UUUUUCAACAAUCUUUUCUUUGGACUAUUAUGUUUUGCUUUAAUGUCAAUUCCACUUCGAGUAUUCGAAUUUUCUGUUCAUGAUAAAUUUUGUUCUUUAUCUAAUGUUGAAUAUAAUGAUUUGCGGAUUAAAAAUUAUUUUAAUUCUGAGGAAGCUUUGUAUAGAGAAAUUGUUUUGCCUGGGGAAUUGACAAAAUUGGAAUGGUGUAAUCAAAGUUUUUCCCUUUACAAUAUUUUAUUACCAAAUUAUUACCAAUUUAUUCAACAAAAAUAUUGGGAUGUUGGUCUAUUUAAUUAUUGGAAAUGGCAAAAAUUGCCCUUAUUUUUACUUGCAGCCCCAACUUUGUGGAUUGCAUUUUAUGGAUUUAUUAAACAAACUUUUGGUCUAUUAUCAACAGAUUUGAGACCGAUACCGGAAAUUUUGGUUGAUAGAAAUGGGCAAAUACCUUUUGCUGUUCAUAUUUUGUUUUUGGCAUUUUCUGGUGUUGUGUUUUACAAUGUGGAGAUAUCAAUAAGACUUUUAUUUUCUUCUUCACCAUUUUUAUAUUUGGUAUUAGCUCGUCUUAUAAAUAAUCAAACAUUAGAACAACAAAAAUUGGAUGAUCUCAUAAAUUCAAAAAUUUUACCUUUUUUAAGAGAUUAUAUGAGAAAAGGUUUUUGGCCUUUUUUAAUUUUUUGUUAUUUAUUUGGAUAUUUUAUUUUUGGUACAAUGUUGAAUGUUAAUUGGUUACCUUUUGUUUAA
Molecule: messenger RNA, 741 nt
Organism: Meloidogyne enterolobii
Lineage: Eukaryota; Metazoa; Nematoda; Chromadorea; Rhabditida; Meloidogynidae
Source: the annotation of a GenBank genome assembly